Molecule: messenger RNA, 4242 nt
Organism: Aspergillus uvarum CBS 121591
Lineage: Eukaryota; Fungi; Ascomycota; Eurotiomycetes; Eurotiales; Aspergillaceae
Product: translation initiation factor 3 subunit CLU1
Exons: 2
Coding region: 397-3810 (1137 amino acids)
Biological process (GO): intracellular distribution of mitochondria
Cellular component (GO): cytoplasm
Molecular function (GO): protein binding; mRNA binding
Source: RefSeq, a predicted model, not a curated record
AGAGUCUCCCGAACAGCUUCUCAAUGGCGACUCCCCUGUUGAGGGCCAGGAGGAGGAACUUAGCGGUGGUCUUUUCCAGAUCUCCGUGAAGUUGCCUCGCGAGCCCUACAAGAUCCAGGUCAUGGUGGGUAUCUUGUCUACAGGAAUUUUAUACGGCCAGCACCAAAUCCCGUCGUUCUAACCCAGAUCCUUCGUUAGGUGUCGAGUCAAGAACAAGUCCAAGACGUUCGUCAAUCCAUUGUCGAACUUCCCAGCACCUUCCAGUACACCUGCUUCCACCUCGAGUUCAACGGCCAGCGCAUCAACGACUUCGUUGAAUUGUCGGAGGUACCAGACCUCAAGGCUGAUUCCGAGAUCGUCCUUGUGGAAGAUCCCUACAACGAGAAGGAGGCCCGCAUGCACGUUGUCCGCAUGAGGGAAUUGGUCGGUGCCGCUGGUGACCGUGUCGAUAACCUCCAUGGUCUCAGUGCGGGUUUGUCUCUGCACGAUGCCAUUGCGGCUGACGCCGAAGAGACCACCUCCGACAAGGACCACUCCCUUUCCAAGUACGAGAUUGCUAGCUCUCCAUCUUUGAAGACCAUCCUUCCUCGUGACGAGACCCCUCUUCCCAAGACCGUGAAGGCCAUCUCUCUUUCUGCUUGGAACCCUCCCCCCUACCACCUGCGUUCGAAGGGUCACUUGCUCUACCUCCAGGUUACCACCAACGAGGGCGAGCAGUUUCAGAUCACGUCCCACGUCUCUGGCUUCUACGUGAACAAGUGCUCGAACAUGAAGUUCGACCCCUCUCCCAAGACCAUCCCCAAGUGCGGCAAGGCCCACUCGCUGCUCUCCUUGAUCGCCCACCUGUCGCCUUCUUUCAGCUCCUCUUUCGAAGCGCUUCAGGAGACUAACAACAAGAAGGAUCUCCUGACUACCUUCCCGUUCCAGAACGCCAUCCCCAACAACCCGUGGUUGGUGCCUUCUCCGACCUCCAACGCCAACGCACACCAGUCGGAUAUUACUCGCUCCCAAGAGAACUACCUGAUCUCUGGCGUCGACAAUGCCGAGACUCUCAGAGACUGGAACGAGGAGUUCCAGACAACCCGGGAGCUUCCUCGGGAUACUGUUCAGGACCGUGUUUUCCGUGAGCGCUUGACCUCCAAGCUGUUCGCUGACUACAAUGAGGCCGCUGCUCGUGGUGCUGUUCUGGUCGCCCGCGGCGAGGUUGCCCCCUUGAACCCCACUGAGGACCGUGACGCCCAGAUCUUCGUGUACAACAACAUCUUCUACUCCUUUGGUGCCGACGGUGUUGGUACCUUCGCCUCCGAGGGCGGUGAUGAGGCUGCCCGCGUUGCUGUCGGCAAGGAUGUCCUGGGUAUCAAGGCUGUUAACCAGCUUGACAUCAACGGCCUGUUCACCCCCGGCACUGUUGUCGUUGACUAUCUCGGCAAGCGUAUCGUUGGUCAGAGCAUUGUUCCCGGUAUUUUCAAGCAGCGGGAGCCCGGUGAGCACCAGAUCGACUAUGGUGGUGUCGAGGGCAAGGAUGUCGUGGCCACCCACCCCGACUUCGUCCCUGUCUUCGAGAAGAUGUCCAAGGCUCUUCGUGUUAAGAAGCACGCUGUCUGGGACAAGGAGAACCAGCGUCACGAACUAGAGGGCAGUGUUGAGACGAAGGGUCUCUUGGGCACCGACGGUCGCAAGUACGUGCUGGACCUGUACCGCGUGACUCCCAUGGAUGUUACCUGGCAGGAGGAGGAGGGUAGCGACGCCUAUCCCCACCGCAUGUCCGUGCUGCGUCUGGAACUCGUUGAGUCGUACUGGAGACACAAAAUGAGCCAGUACGUCAAGGCUGAAGUUGAGCGCCGCCGCCAGGCCAAGGCUGAGGAGGAUGCCUCUAAGGAGAAGACCGAGGAGAACUCCGAGUCUAAGGAGCAGGAAGGCUCUGAGGAGAAGUCCGAGGAGAAGACUGAGGAGUCUAAUGAGCAGGAGCGCGUCGAUAUCUCCGGAUUUUCCCUUGCUCUGAACCCCGAUGUGUUCAGCGGCCAGGUUCCUCAGACCGAGGAGGAGAAGGAACAGUGGGCGCAGGAUGAGAAGGAAGUCCGCGAGACCUGCGACUACCUGCGCUCCAAGGUCAUGCCCGAGCUUGUCCAAGAUCUGCAUGACGGAGAUGUCGGUUUCCCCAUGGACGGACAAUCUCUCAGCCAAUUGCUGCACAAGCGCGGUAUCAACAUCCGCUACCUUGGCAAGCUGGCCCAGCUGUCCAAGGAGAAGGGAGCUCGUCUUGACGCUCUGACCACCCUCCUCGUCCAGGAGAUGAUCGCUCGUGGCUUCAAGCACAUUGCCAACCAGUACCUCCGCAACGUCCCGGCUCCUUUCGUUACCUCUUGCGUUGCCCACUUGUUGAACUGCCUCCUGGGUGCUGACGUCAACGCCAGCCCUCGCGCUGAGAUUGACGCUGCCAUGCGCUCGAUCUAUCCCGACGGUGACUUCUCUUUCGAGAAGGUCACUCCGGCUACUCUCCGCGCUGAGAUUGAGAAGCAGGUUACUAUCCGGUACCGCUUCAAUCUGGAGGCUGAGUGGUUCAACUCCCUGCGCCACCUGCAGCUUCUCCGUGACAUCUCUAUCAAGCUUGGUCUUCAGCUUGGUGCUCGCGAGUUCAUCUUCGACAAGUCCCAAAUCCCUGCCAAGUUGCCUGCUACCAACGGUGCCAACGGUUCCGCUCAGGAAGAGGGCAACGGCAAGAAGAAGAACAAGAAGAAGGGUGGCGACUCUAGCUCCCCUGCUCGUGCUCCUGUGGAGGAGAAGCCGGCUCUCACCAUCUCCGCCGAUGAUAUCCUUAACAUCGUGCCCCUCGUGAAGGACGCCUCUCCCCGCAGCUCGCUCGCUGAGGAGGCUCUUGAAGCCGGCCGUAUCUCUCUCAUGCAAAACCAGAAGCAGUUGGGUCAGGAGCUCAUUCUGGAAUCCCUGUCGCUGCAUGAGCAGAUCUACGGCAUCCUCCACCCCGAGGUUGCCAAGCUCUACCACCAGCUGUCUAUGCUCUACUACCAGACCGACGAGAAGGAAGCGGCCGUCGAAUUGGCUCGCAAGGCUGUCAUCGUCACUGAGCGUACUCUGGGUGUUGACUCCGCCGACACUAUCCUGAGCUACCUUAACCUCAGCUUGUUCGAGCAUGCCUCCGGCAACACCAAGACUGCCUUGGCCUACAUCAAGCAUGCUAUGGACUUGUGGAAGAUCAUCUAUGGUGCCAACCACCCUGAUUCGAUCACCACCAUGAAUAACGCCGCUGUCAUGCUGCAGCACUUGAAGCAGUACUCCGACUCCCGGAAGUGGUUUGAGGCUUCUCUGGUUGUAUGCGAGUCGCUCUUUGGCAAGCAGUCCAUUAACACCGCCACAAUCUUGUUCCAGCUCGCUCAGGCCCUGGCCCUCGACCAGGACUCGAAGGGUGCGGUUGCCAAGAUGCGCGAUGCUUACAACAUCUUCCUUGCCCAGUUGGGUCCCAACGACCGCAACACCAAGGAGGCUGAGACCUGGCUUGAGCAGCUCACUCAGAACGCUGUUUCUAUCGCUAAGCAUGCCAAGGACAUCCAGGCUCGCCGUCUGCGCCGCAUCAACAUGACCCCCCGCACUCUCGGCACCAAGGUCCAGCCUCAGGUCGGUCAGUCUGCCCCCGAGGCCGCUGGAGCCAAGAAUGGCACCUUGGAUGCUCGGAGCGUCGAUGAGUUGCUCAAGUUCAUUGAGGGUGGUGACCAAGGCUCUUCGAAGGCCAAGCAGAAGAAGCGUGCCGCUGCCAGCAACCCCAAGCUCCGUGGCUCGAAGAAAUCUUCCGCUUAAAUUCGAUCUUCCAUUUUUCCUUUUUCCUUCUUCUGAUGAGGUUAUUGGGUAAAACGAAAAGCUGCUCUGGUUUUGUUUUCCUUGGCUUAUAAAUGUCUUAACAUGAAUGUUGUAUUUUGACCCCAUAUAUCCUUGUCAAGGGUCAAUAUGUUGGAUGAGCGGCACGUUUGUAUUUUUGUAAAACUCUCUCUACUCUUUCACACCAAUUGGUGAUCAUGGUUCUAUGUUGAUUAUAUUUAUACACUUCUUUAUUUCUCAUUCUUUUCCGCGGGCAGAGCAUAGCAAGGUCGGGCGAUUUGCAUGCUAUAUCUGGGUGUGUUACCAUGUACUAUUUAUGACCAGCGACCUUCCAAAUGUGUCCGUAAUGAAUUUCAACACAUCACUCUGACUUUGUCUAUUCAUGUACACAAAUCAACACUAGCAUUUCUUUUU